UCAGGCUCGUGGUUUUAGUGUUUAGCGGAGGUUUGAUUGUGCUUCAACGUAUGAGAGCGCUAUUUACCAAAAUAAGUACACGUUGACCGCCAUACGAUACCGCCAGGAUACUAAACUAAGUCUGCAGUUUGUAGCCUUUGCUUAGUAACUAGAGAAAGAUUCGGAGUUCCCAUCAUGCAUUCAGUAGGAUAACGUUCUGUUUAGAACUGUGUUUCAGUUGAUAAUAGGGGUCAAAAUGACCCAAUUUCAACGAGGCCAAGGUGAUGCUGCGACAUCAUGGUACCAGGGAAGAGAGAACAGGGAUCACAGAGUUAACCAUGUAACCAGGACACCACGUACUCGAAACCGUUCUACAUCCGAUGAUGUCCCUGAGUCACCUCGAACGGAGAAUAAUUUCCAGGCCUCAUCUCAAUAUCCAUACAGCGACACACCAUUGACUGCUGUCAAGCAAGAGAUGGCUGUAGGUUUGCAAAUAGAAUCACAAAAACAUGUAGAGUUCAGUAAAGGUGACAUUUCAUCAGUUCAAUCACAUUCCAUGGCUAUAGAGGGCACCCUUCAUCGUAAUAAGGACAACUUAAUGACAAUGACGGCACUAGGCUACCUAGUUUGCUGGUAUAUCUUCAGCUUUUGUACACUUUUCUUGAAUAAAUACAUCUUGUCCACUUUGGGAGGAGAACCCAAAAUGCUUGGAUCUGUGCAAAUGGUUAUGACAACGAUAUGUGGGUUUUUCAAAAUGUUUAUACCUUGUUGUCUUUAUCGUCACAAAUCACGGGAAGAGCGCCCUCCGGGUUUCAUCAAGAAUAUGAUGCUCCUUGGAAUCAUGCGUUUUGCAACUGUUGUCUUAGGUUUGGUGGCACUGAAGAAUAUAGCUGUGUCCUUCACAGAGACGAUUAAGAGUACUGCACCCCUCUUCACUGUUCUUAUAGCUCGUGCAAUACUAGGGGAGGUUACAGGAUUCUGGGUAAACUUAUCACUGCUACCAGUCAUGGGAGGUCUAGCGUUGACGAGUGCUUAUGAGUUAAGUUUCACUACAGUUGGUUUUGGUGCUGCAAUUUUAACAAAUUUAGUUGAUUGUUUACAAAAUGUAUUUUCUAAGAAAUUAUUAAGUGGUUGCCGAUAUAAAUACAGUCCACCUGAACUGCAGUUCUACACCAGUGCUGCAGCAGUUUGUCUCCUUAUACCAUCCUGGUAUUUUUUUCUAGGAAUCCCAUUUAGGAAUGGUAGACCCAAUCCAACUCUAAUAGUAGCAUUGAUAAUGGAUGGAUUUGUAUUCCAUUUACAAAGUAUAACGGCAUAUGCCCUCAUGGGUAGAAUAUCACCGGUUACACACAGUGUUGCAAAUACAGCAAAAAGGGCGCUUCUUAUAUGGCUGUCAGUAAUAGUCUUCAACAAUCCAGUCACCUUGUUAAGCGGAUUGGGCACAGUAGUAGUUGUUAUAGGUGUGCUGCUUUACAAUAGAGCAAGAGACUAUGAACAAAACCACUAUAUAGUAGCUACAGAGGAGACUAAGCGUCCACUACAAGAGGUUUAACAGAAUUUGCAAUUUUUAAAAAUACAAAAAAAAAACACCAAUUUUGUUCAAAACUAAGAGAAAUGCAAUUAAUAUUAAUUUUAUGUACUAAAAUAUUACCGGACAUCUUGAUACUGCUCUUGAACCUCAUUAAAUAAAUAUCAUUUUUUUAAAUUAACUUUUUUUUUUUUAAUUUUUAUUUUUUUUUCAUCUUUAACACAGUUUUUUAUUGGUGCCCAGGAAAUAUAUUUGAUUAAUUUAUCAUAGAUCCUCAAGUAUAAGCCUGCUGCUGUUGAAAACAAAGUUGGAUCCCCAUCGUGGUGAAAUGGCAUAAACCCGUGGGGCAAUAUGGCCAACAGUUAAACGGUCCACAUUGCGAGAGAUUGGUCCUCAGGUGCAUAUACCUCCAUCAUGCAACAUUGAGUCAACAUUACCUUCUCAGUUUAACCAAUUAUAGUAAUACUCAGGGGCGGGUCCAGAGAUAGGGGAAUCCAAAAGGGGGCCGAAAGCGGAGCUGGCUCCAGGGGCAUGCCCCUGCGAAAAUUUUUUUUUUUAGAUGCUCAAAAAUAACGUCGGAGGCAUUUUGGCCAAUCAACUUUUCCUUUUCCUUUUUUUUUUUUCUUUUUUUUCUUUUUCUAAAUUCCCAAAAGUGGGCCUCCCCCUCCUUUAAAUCCACCCCUGAUAUUACGGUACAAAACAACUUUAUAUGUAUAGUAUGAGGUGGGUUUACAUCUAAAGAACUACGGGUAAUACACAAGUUAAUGUAAUUUUAAUUCAUCAAUUAUGACCCAGUGUAAAUAAAUAGUGAUCAAUUGUUCACCAAUAUAUUUUAUGACUAUUCAAAAUAUAUGCAAUUGGGCUUUUCUAUACCCUCUAAGAUUAACUUCCAUACUGCAAUUAUCUUGCUAGGAAUGCAGUGGUGGAUCCAGGAAUUUGAAAUAGAGAGGGGCCCCACAGAAAAUUUGUUAUUAAAUAGAACCUCUAGAGGUCCGGAAAUGGCAGUCUCUGACUUAAAUUUUAUUUUAAUUUAAGUUUUUUUCGCCAUUUAAAAAAUAUUGUUUAAAACUUUGGAGGGGGUGGGGACGGGCCGGCCCGACCCCUCUCUUUAAUCCGAAUGUUUAUGGUACAUGUACAAGAUCAACUAAUAUAUAUAGCCUAAGUCUUGUAAUGAUUAGACUGUCAAUCAGCAGCAUUAAAAAAUUUGAUUUUUAUCCAAUAAUAAAAAAAUGUUUUUUGUACAUAUAUUAAAUGAUAGAACAUAAUGUAAACAAUAAAGACUUGUGGACCAUAAACAAUUAAUUUUUCCAUUUUAAUUAAAUUUGGAAAAAAUGAUAAUAAUAAUUAUUAGGAAUGAUGAUUUUGCUCAAUAUGUUGCGGUAUCGCACACUGUGUCACUAAAUACCAAGUAUUAAGUCAGCUUCGGCGAAACAUCAUUCCUUUCUUAUUUUUGCUGUUUAUAUAUGCACCUUGUAUUGUAUUUACGAUUGAAUUCACCUGUUGAAAAGGGUGCUUUUUGAGAGGUUAUUUGAAGCAUUGUUCAAGGGCGGUAAUUUUUAUUUAAUCAAUUUUAAUAUUAGAUCAUUUAUUCAUGCAUGUAUCAGGGAAUAAUAAAUGACAGAUUCUCUAAUUGGAGAUAUUUUAUAUGGAA
This is a messenger RNA of Anneissia japonica, 3158 nucleotides long. RefSeq names its product solute carrier family 35 member E2A-like. The record is from RefSeq and is a predicted model, not a curated record. Lineage: Eukaryota; Metazoa; Echinodermata; Crinoidea; Comatulida; Comatulidae. The transcript is spliced from 8 exons. Bases 236 to 1531 code for a protein of 431 amino acids. Gene Ontology annotation, molecular function: antiporter activity. Gene Ontology annotation, cellular component: Golgi apparatus.